UUAAAUAACAAAAUUACCAUCUAUUAAAUAUUAAAAUCACAAUUCGUAUUUCCCGUUCAACAAUAUUAUUAUUCAGCGAUUGUGUGAUAUAGGUGCCUAAUACUCAUAUACCUACUGUGAAUUUCAACCCCGAGCGAGGUCUUCCCCGAUUAUUAGCAAACAAUUGUGGUUUCACGCUAAUAAUAGGAAUAAAACAUCGUCCCGUAGUGUUUUAUUUUUCCACACAAAAAUUACUUUAACGAAGAAAAUAAUAAUAUUAUUUAAUUGUAUACAAUACAAAUCCAUUAUAAUAUUAUUAUGUCACGGCUGUCGCUGCUGACGAUCGUUUAUUUCUUUGCAUCUGCGUUUGGAUUACUGACCGUUCUAUUGCAGUCGGCCGAUGGUGCGGCAGCCGACGUCGGUGAUCAUAUUUUGCAGCGGGAUGCCGCCACCGAUCCGAUACCCGGUCUUUGGUUUUCCGAUCUGUUUUAUCGGGCGCUAGCCAACUUCACUUUGCGGCGGGCGGACGGCAUGUCUUGCUGUCGCCAAUCCGCCUUGUACGAGGCACAUUUGAGCAAUCACACCAGUUGGACCGUCAGAAAUACAUAAUGCACAUGAGAAAUAUUAUAUCGUUAAAUGAGUCAUACCGACCAAGUUACGUGCGGGCCACGCCAUUCUUUGGAGGCUUGGCCAUGAGCUUUGUAGUGGAAAAACUGAAGGAAAAAAAUAUGAAAUUUUCACAAAUGGCGGUUCACGGCGGAACAAUUGCCAUUUGCACGUUUACAUUGUAGGCAGUGUUCGGACUUAGCUAGAUAAAUUUAUCUAGAUGAAUAACUACAUAAUUAUUUUUUAAUCUUUUAUCUUAUCUAGAUAAAUAUGAGUUAAGUUAUCUUUAAUAUAUUAUAUCUAGAUACAUUUGAGUUGCAUUAUCUUUAUCUUUGUCUAGAUAAAAAAAUACUUAUCUAGUCCGAACACUGUGGGUUCAGUGUUACGGCAAUGUAUUCUAUGCGAGAAAUAGACCUUAUUAUCCAUUGGAACAUGCCUUGUACUCAACUAUCUGUCAUUGUACGUGGCCAGUAUAGCAAGUAUAUGGAUUACCAUAAGUUAUUUCACGUCUGGCUACGACGUAUCUAGAGUGAUUUACCGAGGGCGUUGUACGUACCAUUUUUAAUUUUUAACUUUUUCAUAGCCCGUAUGCAUUGUUGCUGUCAAAUUAUAUAGAAAAGCCUGAGUCUACUUGGUAAUUUGUUCCGCAAUAAAUUUGUUAUGAUUAUGGGGAAACUCUCAUACCCCAUUUUGUUGGUAAACAUCACUGUUGUGCUAACAUCUCAGAGUUCACAAAGUUUACCAGUUCAUCUGUCGUCAAGAUAUGUGAGCCAAUAAUUAGUACUCAAUUCCUGUGAAUUCAUGACCAGGUUUUUACAAUUCCUGCACUAACGGUUUUCCUGGAAUGUCGAAUUUUCUCCGGAUGGGCUUAAGAACGUCCCGUAAAGUGUUUUGUUUUUCCGUACAAAAAUAUUACUUUAACGAAGACAAUAAUAUAUAAUAGUAUACAAUACAAAUCAAUUAUAUUAUUAUGUCACGGCCGCUACUGACGAUCACACUGUUUGCGUCGGUGUUACUGAGCGUUUUAUUGCAGUCGGCCGACGGUGCGGGAGCCGACAUCGGUGACCAUAUUUUGCAGCGGGAUGCCGCCAACGACCCAAUACCCGGUCUUUGGUUGUCCGAUCUGUUUUACCGGGCGCUGGCCAACUUCACCUUGCGGCGGGCGGACAGCACGGCUUGCCGCCGCCAAUCCGCUAUGUACGAGGCACAUUUGAGCAAUCACACCAGUUGGGCCGUCAGAAUGCUAGAAUCUUGGGACCGAUAUCCAGUCGGUUUACUUGCGGGAAACACAUACCAAAUGGGAGUCUAUGACGAAUGUGUAGACAUACGUUACCCGGUGAAAGGACAGUAUUGUUUGUCUGAAAUAAAAAUAAUUCCACCUGCAGGAAGAGAUUAUAGCUUCAAAAGAACAGAAGAUUUAGACGAUUUCGGUCACGACCAUGCAUGGAAAACCAUACUUGGGUGGACCGAUUACCAGGACCAAGUGCAACGAAACAUUUUGAAUUUGGGAAUAUGCGUACCGGACGGGUGUUCAGCGUUAGACCUACAGACAUCCCUACAAAGCGAAUUUGACGAGACGUUUUCCCCCGAACAGCUCAAAGCCGUCGUCAGAGUAGACCCGAUAAAGUGCAGGGUCCGCGAAGAUAUGUAUCCCUACGACACGCCGUAUUACGUAACUUUGUGGAUAUUUUUACUGCUCGUUCUGAUCUGUUGCUGUGCGACGUUACACCAUUUCAUAAGAAUAUCGUACCAACAAAACACAAACGAAACCGGUGAAGUGCCUAGGACAUUUUUCUACGAAUUUUCAUUUAUCGAGUCAAUCAAAACAUUGUUGAAAUUCGACAAAGACAAUAAAUUAAAUAUUUUUUAUACCACAAAAGUAAUGAUGAUGCUUUUUGUUAUGUGUGGACAUUAUUUUCUUGCUUUGAUGUCGAAUCCUAUAAGUAAUGCUAAGUUCGUGGAUAAGAUACUACUCAACGGACCAGCUGUGCUGUUGACUGGUAUGAACACCGUUGACCCAUUUUUCUUCAUGAGCGGUUUCAUCAUGUACAUAAACCUUUCUCGAGAAUUUCGAAAACCAAAGGCUGAAUCAGUUUGGAAGACACUCUCGAUGCCAAUCAUCCAGCGAAUAAUAACAAUGUUACCGGCUUAUUGCGCGAUGAUGGCGAUAACUGCGCAUAUUAUACCCCACCUCGGAGACGGUCCACUGUGGCCAAUAAAGUCGUGGGGAGAAGCCGAGAUAUGUAAGAACUAUUGGUGGACCAACCUGUUGUUCAUAAGUAAUUUCGUUGAAGUCGACCAACAGUGCCUCAUAAUGGGCUGGUACUUAUCGUGUGAUAUUCAGUUUUUCGUCAUUGGAGUUAUUGUCGUUUACGUUCACACGAAAAACCCAAGAUACGGAAUCGCAUUGCUUGGCACAAUAAUUGGUUUGUCGAUAUCCCUGCCAUUCAUAAUCACUCUUUUGACGGGAAGAGAUGGAAUGGAUAAGUUUACUUCAACACACCUAUUGUUCAUGAGACAUGUUUUAUCGUCGAACGAUUCGUACCGACCAAGUUACAUGAGGGCCAGUCCAUUCUUUAUAGGCUUAGCCAGUAGCUUUCUAGUGGAAAAACUAAAGGAAAAAAAAGUGAAAUUUUCACAAACGGUGGUUCACGGUGGAACAUUUGCUAUUUUAUCGUUUGCUUUAUGGGCUCAGUUUUACGGGGUCGUAUUCUAUGCCAGAAAUAGACCUUAUUAUCCAUUGGAACAUGCCUUGUACUCAACUAUCUACCAUUGUACGACGGCAGUAGUGAGUGCAUGGGUUGUCAUAAGUUAUUUCACGUCUGGCUACGGUUUACUUGAACAUUUGUUUCACAGUAGAUUUAUUGCAAUCAUGGGAAAACUUGCAUACCCUAUUUUGUUGGUGAACAUCACUGUUAUGCUAACAUCUCAGAGUUCGCUGAGAUUACCCGUUUAUCUGUCGCCAAAAUAUGCGUUUGAAACUUUUCUCUAUGGUUCAUUCAUGUGUUAUAUGAUGGCCAUCAUCUUAUAUUUGAUUGUUUAUGAGCCGUUUGCGAAAUUGACCAAAAAUCUGUUAAAAGGAAAAGUUUAAUCUCGUUGAUCAAGAAUCGAACACCUAUCAAAACACCAGCUACUUACAGCAAUACAACUGUUAAAAACGACUUAUAAAUUAUAAUAGAUAGUGGGUCAAUUAUGAAAUAUUAGCAAUUAUAUCAUAAUAUAUGAUAACAUAGUUUAUACAAAUAUUGCAAGUAAGUUAUGCUCGUUUGUAUCGUAAUAUGGAACAUAUAUAAGAAACAUUUUGUAUUAUCAGCUAUACUAGUGUUUACUUAUAUCUCUGUUCAUUUCUUGUUUUGUAAACUUGUUUCUGGUGAAAUCUUUCUUACUUUUUUUUUUGAAAUGCUCUAUAUUAUGUCAUAUUAUCAUACAUUAUAUCCAUUUUUGUACUUCGAUAAUUCAAAAGACUUAAUUGCAGAUACUUUAUGGUACCUAUUGUGUUUAUACUUAAUUUAUUUUGUAAAUUAGUCAAUGUUAU
Messenger RNA from Acyrthosiphon pisum (pea aphid), 4120 nucleotides. Its product is annotated as nose resistant to fluoxetine protein 6-like. NCBI's taxonomy places the organism in Eukaryota, Metazoa, Arthropoda, Insecta, Hemiptera, Aphididae. The transcript has 20 exons. The record is from RefSeq and is a predicted model, not a curated record. Gene Ontology annotation, molecular function: acyltransferase activity, transferring groups other than amino-acyl groups. Bases 1556 to 3676 code for a protein of 706 amino acids.